Molecule: messenger RNA, 1489 nt
Organism: Gamsiella multidivaricata
Lineage: Eukaryota; Fungi; Mortierellomycota; Mortierellomycetes; Mortierellales; Mortierellaceae
Product: Ssl1-like-domain-containing protein
Exons: 5
Coding region: 116-1420 (434 amino acids)
Biological process (GO): nucleotide-excision repair; regulation of transcription by RNA polymerase II; DNA-templated transcription
Cellular component (GO): transcription factor TFIIH core complex; transcription factor TFIIH holo complex
Molecular function (GO): zinc ion binding
Source: RefSeq, a predicted model, not a curated record
GAGGUAUUGGCAUAAAACGAGAAGAACGCAAAACCUUCCUUUCACUUUCGCGAACCCGCAGACAGCAGACAUCAAAGCAGUUCGCAACACGAAUAGACACUGAGCUCAGGACACCAUGGCGACCAACGGACGUAGACAGGUGGAUGAAGAUGACGACAUUAUUGAUGUGGACGAUUCUUCUCUUCAGACGAAUCAGGCCAACUAUGCUUGGGAGGAAGAGUACAAGCGCAGUUGGGAUGUUCUUCAGGAGGACGAGCAUGGCAGUUUGGCCGGUGUCGUAAACAGUCUGCAGCAGGCAGCAAAGCGCAAACGGCAACUGCGCGACACAGACCCUAUCCAACGCGGGAUCAUCCGACAUCUCUUUAUCGUCAUCGACCUUUCGAAUGCCAUGCAGGAAAAGGACCUCCGCCCUUCUCGGCUUUCGUUAACAUUCACAUACCUAGAGGCGUUCAUCGCCGAAUAUUUUGAUCAAAACCCCAUUUCGCAGAUCGGACUUAUCGGAACCAAGGAUGGGCUUGCAGAAAAGCUAUCAGAAUUGAGCGGAAACCCCACAGACCACAUCAGGGCGCUCAAGAUGAAGAAAUUCCAGGAGACAGGUGGCGAACCAUCUUUACAGAAUGCAUUGGAGCUGGCCCGCAGCUCUUUAAUCCAUGUCCCAGCACACGGUUCACGGGAGAUUCUUAUUAUCAUGGGCUCAUUAACAACGACAGAUCCAGGAAACAUCCAUGAUACGAUAUCACAGCUCAUGCAAGACAACAUUCGGGCAUCGGUCAUUGCACUUGCAGCAGAAGUUCAAGUACUGAAAUUCUUAUCCACCCAGACAAAAGGAACAUUCGGCGUCGCGAUGAACGAAGGACAUUACCGGGACUUAUUGUUCGAGGUGAUUCCUCCUACGGCGGUUACAACUACGAAGGCAUCAUCUAAUCUUGUGCAGAUGGGAUUCCCUGCGCGGUCGAACGAGAGUGCAUCAACUCUGUGUGCUUGUCAUGGGAAACUGACAUUAGGAGGAUACAUUUGUCCGAGAUGCAAUUCCAAACUGUGCGAUAUCCCGACAGAGUGCGAUAUCUGCACGCUGACCUUGGUGUCAAGCCCCUUGUUAGCGAGAAGUUAUCAUCAUCUCUUUCCAGUGGAGAACUUUAUCGAGAUUGCAUGGAAAGACGCUACAGCAACAACCGCGUGCUUCUCUUGCCAGAAAACGUUUCUCAGCCCAUACAAGAUCAGUCUCCAGCUUCAGGCAACAACGGAUGCAGGACGGUAUCAGUGCAAGCUGUGCGAAAAAACAUUUUGCGCAGAUUGUGAUGUCUUUAUUCACGAUGUACUGCACAACUGCCCUGGAUGCCUGAGUCAACCAAGGCGCAGGAACGGAAGCACACUCAAUGCUAACUCGCGCUCAUUACGGACACCCGUUAUUGCUGGAUAGACAGUAAGCGGGCAGUGUACAACGCCAGUAAUAAUAAUAAUAAUAAUAAUAAAAUGCAGAAGAUAAACC